Cynara cardunculus var. scolymus (artichoke) is the source of this 1298-nucleotide messenger RNA. RefSeq names its product protein REVEILLE 6. Bases 94 to 1002 code for a protein of 302 amino acids. The transcript has 9 exons. Gene Ontology annotation, molecular function: DNA binding. The record is from RefSeq and is a predicted model, not a curated record. NCBI's taxonomy places the organism in Eukaryota, Viridiplantae, Streptophyta, Magnoliopsida, Asterales, Asteraceae.
GUUGCUCUCUCCUUCCUCAUCGUUCUCUGAUAACACCACCAGAACACACACACACAGAGCGCAUUGAAUCGCCAAGGCCUUUUCUUGGAUCCAAUGGGCAUGGCUCUCCCUAAUAUUGGUUCCUUCUCUUCUUCUCCAACCGCCGCCGUUGCUCCGCCAUCAACGAACUCCUCCUCAUCGGCCGAUGACGCUUCCAAGAAGAUCCGAAAACCCUACACCAUUACCAAGUCCAGGGAGAGUUGGACUGAACCGGAGCAUGAUAAGUUCCUUGAAGCUCUUCAACUCUUUGAUCGUGAUUGGAAGAAAAUUGAAGCUUUCAUAGGUUCAAAGACUGUCAUCCAGAUACGUAGUCAUGCACAGAAGUACUUUCUGAAGGUUCAAAAAAGUGGUACAAACGAACAUCUGCCUCCUCCUCGUCCGAAAAGGAAAGCUGCUCAUCCAUAUCCUCAAAAGGCUCCAAAAAAUGCUCCGGUUCUCUCAAAUGUUACAGCAUCAUUUCAAACCUCACCUGCUUCUACUGACCCUGAAUUUAAUCCGAGUGAUCCUUCUGCAGUGGUGAAGAACCAGGUCGAAACUGGUAGUUUGUCCGGUAUAGGGAUAGACGAUAUGGUAUCCGGAGGCCAACCAGAAGCUGUUAACUGUUGCAGCAGUAAUGCGAAUGCUCCAAAAACACAAACAAGUGAAAUACGUGAACAAAGGAGUCAUGGACUUCCGUCAAGAGUUCUGCCCGACUUUGCUCAAGUAUAUGGCUUCAUUGGCAGCGUGUUUGAUCCAAAUACUGAUAGUCACUUGCAUAGACUAAAAAAGAUGGACCCGAUUGAUGUUGAAACGGUCUUGUUGCUAAUGAGAAACCUCUCUAUCAAUUUGACGAGUCCUGAUUUUGAGGACCAUAGGAAAUUGUUGUCAACCUAUGAGGUUGUUUCAGAGAAAGAAAAUUCAGAUGUUGCGGUGGACGCCCUUCUCGAGUGUCAACCUGAGGAAGUUGGUCAUUUUGGGACUUGAAUAAAUAAGUGUGAGCUCCUGCAUUUAACAUAAGUUGUAAGCAGCAUCUUCUGCUUCUGCCAUGAGAAUCUGGUUUGCGCAGCUCGUCUGUUUGAGCUCCUACUAAUGUGUGUACAUAGCACAGCUGUUUUCGGGGGUGGGGUGCUGGAGGAAGUGAUGAAGUCGUGUCACGGGAAUGUAUAAUGUAAAAGAUUGAUUCAUGAAAAAAUCGAGUUUAUAGCCAACUGUUAUAACUGUAUUUGUAAAAUGUUUGAAAUCGCCUAUUUUGAUGGUAUGUUUAUUUUUUACAUUUUAAC